Molecule: messenger RNA, 4811 nt
Organism: Plectropomus leopardus (leopard coralgrouper)
Lineage: Eukaryota; Metazoa; Chordata; Actinopteri; Perciformes; Serranidae
Source: RefSeq, a predicted model, not a curated record
CCUCCUGCAGCAAUAGCACGUUGCGACUGUAACGGCAGAUCUCGGUAUUGCCUUCGGGACAAGUUGGGCCUGCACUGUGUCGACUGUCAAGGAAACACGGAGGGACGCCACUGCGAGCGCUGCAAGGAUGGUUACCACAUGGUGGGGGCGUCGCCGAGCUGCACGCCCUGCCGCUGCAACCUCACAGGUUCUGUCAGCGCCUCGUGUGACAGCAGGGGGCGCUGCAGCUGUAAAGAAGGCGUCACAGGAGAUAAAUGCAACCGCUGCCCAGACGGACCGAUCGGACCCAACGGCUGCAAGCAAAGACGUCAGCUCAGACAGGAUUCUGGGAGUCAGGCCUGUUUCUGUUACGGUCACAGCAGCCGAUGUUCAGUGCAGUCCGGUUUCUCCGUCUACAACAUCACAACCACCUUCACCGACGGUCCAGACGGUUGGACGGCAGCGACGGCGCAGGGCGUCACCCCCGACAACGUUCACUUCCGCUGGUCACCGACUCACCAGGACCUGGAGGUCAUCUCCAAAAACAGCCUGCCGGUUUACCUGUACGCCCCAGCUCCUUACCUGGGGAAUCAGUUGCUGAGUUACGGUCAGAACUUGUCCUUCUCGCUGCGUCUGGACCGUGGCGUCCGCCAUCCGUCCACCAGCGACGUGAUUGUGGAGGGCGGCGGCCUGCGAGUGUCAGCGUCGCUGGGUGAGCUGCGCUCUAUCGUCCCCUGUGGACAGAAGAUCAACUACAGCUUCAGACUGGAUGAGCGGCCCAGCAGUAAGUGGAGGCCUCAGCUCUCCUCCUCACAGUUUCAGACGCUCCUGCAGAACAUCACCGCCAUCAAGAUCCGGGCAACAUUCGGCGACGAUGGACGUGGUUACCUCGACAACGUGCAGCUGGUUUCGGCUCGACGCGGCACCGGCGUCCCGGCCCCCUGGGUUCAGACCUGCAGCUGCCCGCAGGGUUACGAGGGCGACUUCUGCGAACGAUGCUCGGCCGGUUUCAGACGCAGCGCCCCCGCACACGGAGCCUUCAGCACCUGCGAGCCCUGCAGCUGCGCAGGAGGCAGCUGCGACCCGCAGACCGGCGACUGUUACUCUGCCGACGAGACGCCCGGAGAGCGCAGCUGCGUCCACGGGUUUUACCGCGACCCCUGGCAGCCUCGCUCCUGUCUGAAGUGUCCCUGUCCGGACGGAGUGUCUUGCUCGCUGGCCGCCGGCGCUCUGGUGCCCCGGUGUGACCGCUGUCCGCCCGGCGCCACAGGUCCUCGCUGUGACGUCUGUCAGGAGGGCUUUUACGGUGGCCCUCCGAGGGGCGACGUGGUGCAGUCGACCUGCAGGCCCUGCCAGUGUAACGGCCACAUUGACGUCAGCGUGGCGGGAAGCUGCGACCGCAGCAGCGGCGAAUGUCUGAAGUGUCUGAACAACACGAAGGGGUGGAACUGUGAUUCCUGUCAGCGAGGCUUCUACCACCGCCGGGCCGGCGACGCCUGCAAACCGUGUGACUGCGACCUUCGGGGCUCAGAGUCUGAUCAGUGCGAUGACUCGGGUCAGUGUCGCUGCAGAGCAAACUUCGAGGGUCUGAAGUGUCAGAGGUCCAACUGUCCCGCCUGUUUCAGCCCCAUCAAGAAAAAGAUGGAGGCGUACGCUGCCAAACUGAAGGAGCUGGAGACGCUGUUCUCAAACAUGGACGGAGGUCUGAAACCCGGCAACAGCGCCGAGCUGGAGGCCGCCCUGAGAGCCGCCGAGGAGCUGGUGGACGACCUGCAGGACGACACCGAGCUGCUCGCAGGAUUGGAGAAGAACCUGCAGGGCCGCCUAGCGUCCAUCAGCAAGAGUCAGCUCGCCGAGGGGCAGGACAUCCUGAACAUCGCCGACGCCGCCGAUGACAUCAAACAGCGACAGCAGACAUAUAAGUCGAAGGUGGACGAUGUCCGGAGUCUGAUCGACGAGAUGAAAGGCAAACUGACGGACGCCAAAGACGACCUCAGAUCAGCUGAGAUUCCCGUCGGAGACGCUCCGUCUGUCCCGAACCCUUUCUCCUCUCUGGUGCAGGCCGCCAACAGUCUGGCUGAUAAACAUCAGACGACGGCGGGCGCCGUGGAGCGAAGCGCCAACGACGCUCUGAGUGACUCGGAGAAGAGUCUGAAUCUGGUCCGAGGUCUCAUGAACAAAGAGAACAAAGUCAAAGAGCUGAUCGGAGGUCUGAAAUCAAUGUACGAUAAGACCUCCUUCCAGGUGAAGGGUUUGGAGAACCAAGCCAUCCGGCUGAGCGGCGAGGCCAAAGACGAGAGCAAAAUGGCAGACGGCAUGCUGAAAGACAUCGCCAGCAUGGAGCGAAACUUCCCAGCAGCCCUGAAGGGGCAGGUGGACACCAUGGUCUCCAGGUUGGACGACAUGAGGCAGGCGGUGGACGGGGACAUCGAGGACAUUGAGGCGCUGAGGGACGACAUGCUGCGAGACAACGCCGCCACCGAGGACCUGCUGAGGAGGGGCAGGGCCUCUCAGAAGGAGGCCGGCAAGCUGCUGGACAGAGUCAAUGUCGCCAAGAUGGACACCGAGGACGCCCUGAGACGCAUCAACACCAACACCGAUGAACUGGACAACGCCCUCAACAACCUCAGAGGGUUUGACCAGCAGAUCGACGUCAAUAAAGCUGAGGCCGACGCCGCCAUCAAGCUCCUUCCUGGCAUCAGCUCCAUCAUCCAGGAGGCCGUCAGGGACAACGCUGAGACCACGUCUCUGCUGAGGGACGUGUCCGGAGGCUACAACGAUGCCCUUGGAACCUUCAACGUCCUGGAGAACAAGGUUAACGACCUGGAGGGGACAUUUAGGUCUUUGCCGCCUUAUGACGGUCUGCUGAUCGAAGCCACCAAACUGAACAAGGACGCACUGGACCUGAAGACGAAGGCGCUGGGAGUUGCUGGAGACCUGUCCUCAAGGCUGGACAGCGCCCAGAGGCUGGAGAUGGACGCCCAGCAGGCUGCUGAUGGAGCGGUUGCAGCGUUCAACAACGCCAGACAGACCAGAGACGCCGUGGGAAUGACACUGAAGGACAUCAACGCUCUUCUGGACAAGAUGAACCAGCCGGGGACUGUGGACGAAGACGAGCUGAAGAGGCUGGAGGACAGCGUGGCCGACGCUCAGAGGGACGUGGAGGGGAAUCUGAGGCCGCGGCUCAGGAUCAUGGAGGACCAAGAGGAUGCCUACCGCCGCCGCCUCAACAGCAUCAAUGUGGACAUCGAUAAGAUCCUGGGAGACAUCACUAACCUGGAGGACAUCUUGAAGGCCAUCCCUGAAGGCUGCUUUAACAGCCGCCGCGACGAGGAGCCCUGAGGACGCCCGAGACCACUAACAGCACCUGCUGGUCCAACGAGACACCUCCUGCUCCCAUUUAACUCAGCAUUUUGUUUCUUGUUAAAAACACUGUUUGCGUCAUCGGCCUGCUGCAGUUAUUGAUCACAGUCAUGUUUAAUGAUAAGAAAGAUAUCACAAAUUGAUAUUAAAAAUCUAUAUUUUUAUAGCAUCUUUCUUGGGCAAAGUGUGAAUACUGAGACGAGUAUUUUUAGUCUCUUUACAACACAAACUUUUAUUUUAUUGUGUGAAUCAAACACAAGUGAAAAACUCACCGCUUACAGCUGCUGAUGAAAUAUAUCUCUGGAGCUUCUCGCUGUCGGACCUCGUUACACUUCAAAUUAAAAGUUUAAAAGUUCUCUGAGGCUCAUGAAGACCGGAUCUCUGGCUUGUUGAGCAUUAUUUUGGAUUUGUAGAUAAAUCUGAAUCUUUUAUUUCUCCUCCAAAGUUGGAUCAGAUGUUCCUCUCACAUAUCGCGUCUCAUGCAGCAACACGCUCAGAAAUUUUGUCUUAUAUUUUUCUCGUCAUGAGAUGUCAAAUCCAGAAGCAUCAAACCUUGUAAACCAUCCAGAUCUGCUCCGACCAGGUGAGCUCAAUGAUCAUCAGCAACCUGUCAGCUCAGGAAACGCCCCCGAAACACCAUAUAAGGACAGGUGUGGUGCCGUGUGCAAAGACUCUGAACCACAGAAUUGGAGGGAUGACACCAAAAAAUAAGUUAAUGCAUUUUAAAAAAUAGAAAAUAAAAAAGACUGCAGAGAGAAGGUCUUCUGCUUAAGUCACCUUCAGCUUAACCCUUUGAAAGAGAGCCAACUGCUUUGAUUUCUUUCAAAAACAUGAGAAGAAGACAAGAAGCAACUUAACUAGCCAUGGCCCAAAGAUCAGCAAGAAAUCAGUUAAAACAAAAUUACCUGAAAAUAAGCAACAGAGAGUGGGAGAGAGGGAAAAAAUAAAAUAAGUUACCAGCAAGACGGCUCAUUGUUGCUGAUUUGUAGUGUUUUUUUUUUUCAGUACUACGGAAAAAACAGAAUGAUUAACAAAAAGAUCACUUGAGAUAGAUUUGGUGUUUUAAAAAGUUGUUUCUGCAGAUCAGCUCGUUUAAUAUGUUAAAUAAAAAAAAAACAUACAGAAAAUUUAACGUGCAAAUGUUUUAGCAUUAUUGCACAUAGUAACUACUGAUAACCAUCUUUUUUCUUUGUUUUUGAACACGUCAUAACGCCAUAAUAAACGACCCCUGCGGGUUGAUUGGUAUAAAAAAUAUUCAGAGCCCGUAUCUAACUUUGGUUUUUGAUGUAUAUUUUUCUGUUUAUGUUUGUGAGAGUGUGAAUGUAUUUAUAAGUGUACAUACAGGACAUCAGGCCGUUUUUAGAAAUCUUUUUUAACUUCAGUGUUUUUAUUUGUUCUGUCAUCAUUUAAGUGCCUCAGCAGCAGAGAUGUUUCUUUGUCACAGCUUUAAAUAAACCUGCUGCACUUUA